Molecule: messenger RNA, 2846 nt
Organism: Dermacentor silvarum
Lineage: Eukaryota; Metazoa; Arthropoda; Arachnida; Ixodida; Ixodidae
Gene: L2HGDH
Product: L-2-hydroxyglutarate dehydrogenase, mitochondrial-like
Molecular function (GO): (S)-2-hydroxyglutarate dehydrogenase activity; (S)-2-hydroxy-acid oxidase activity
Source: RefSeq, a predicted model, not a curated record
CCAGGAAAGCUCUGUUUCCUAAGCAUAUGACGUCACUCGCUGCGUUUGAGAAAGAUCGUUUUAGCGCGUACGAUAUCAAUACGCACCGACAUGGCCGCGCCCAGUUUGUGCCGCUUGAAGCGCCGACUGUUUUACGAGGCAGUUGUUUCAAACAUUUACGCGCUACGUGCGGCAAAUUUAUUACCAUGGGCAUGCACCGUUCAAACGUCGAGAUGCAUGUGUUUAUUCAGCGAAUCGGCGAAACCACAAAAAGAGUACGACGUGGUCAUCGUCGGCGGAGGCAUUGUUGGAGUGGCGACUGCAAGAGAAUUGUCGUUGCGGCAUCCGAAACUCAGGCUUGCUGUUGUAGAAAAGGAAAACAAACUCGCGGCUCACCAGAGUGGCCACAACAGCGGAGUCAUCCAUGCUGGCAUUUAUUACGCUCCCGGAUCACUGAAGGCCAAGCUGUGUGUGCGAGGACUGGAGCUUUCCUACAAGUAUUUCGACGAGCACAAGAUACCUUACAAGAAAUGUGGAAAACUUAUCGUGGCUGUCGACCCGGAGGAAGUUCCACGAUUGGAUGCUUUGGAAGAGAGAGCCAUCAAGAACGGUGUGAAGGACUUGAAGAGGCUAGAUUCCCAAGGAAUUAAAAGUGUGGAGCCAAACUGCACAGGCUUGCAGGCACUGUGGUCCCCACACACGGGUAUCGUUGACUGGGGAGAGGUGACGCAGUCAUACGGUCGGGACUUCAUCGGCCAAGGUGGAGAUGUCCUCCUGAAUUUCCCUGUCCGUGCAAUAGAGACCGUGGCCGAGAGCCAGUCCACCACAGGGGGCCUCACACACCCUGUUAGGGUGGUCAGUGACAAGAAGGCAGUCCGCUGUCGCUACGUCGUUACCUGUGGUGGCCUCUACUCGGACAAAUUGGCAGCACUUUCGGGCUGCAACCCAGAGCCAAAGAUAGUUCCAUUUCGUGGGGAGUACCUUCUUCUCAGGCCAGAGAAAGCAGAUUUGGUACGAGGAAACAUCUACCCGGUUCCAGAUCCACGUUUUCCUUUUCUUGGUGUACACUACACACCGAGAAUGGAUGGCAGUGUCCUUCUGGGGCCAAAUGCUGUGCUCGCUUUCCGGAGAGAGGGCUAUGGCUACUUCGACAUCAACAUACCGGAGCUUGUGGAUGCACUGACCUUCAGGGGUUUUCAAAAGCUGGUCGGUCGCAACAUCUCCUAUGCGUGGCAGGAGCUCUAUCGGGGUGUCUACAUCAGGGCUCAGGUAAAGCAGCUGCAAAAGUACAUCCCACAACUGCAGUUCUCAGAUGUCUCACGGGGCCCCUCUGGUGUGAGAGCUCAAGCCUUGGAUCGGGAUGGAAACCUAGUGGACGACUUUGUUUUUGACAGUGGCGAAGGCGAACUAGCCAAACGCACCUUGCAUGUUCGGAAUGCCCCGUCCCCAGCAGCCACAUCAUCUCUUGCUAUUGCUGAAAUGGUUGCUGACAAAGUGCAAGAAACAUUCCAACUGUGAUAAGACGGUAGAAUUCAUUGUGACUGAUUCUGUUACAGUCUGUGACGUUGCAGCUCAUUUGAUGUCUAGUGAACAUUUAAAGGGGCCCUGAAACACUUUUGGAACUAUUAAAAAAACUUUGCCGAUCUGUUAGCGAAGCUCUUGUGAACAUGUGAGCCAGAUAUUAUUGCACUGGAUGCAGCAGGGAAUUUACAAUCUCGUGUCAAAAGAAGUAAAGAGUUGCUUGCUCUCGCACUUCAAUUGUCAGUUAUCGAAAGCAUUUGGCGGACCAAUGCUAUUGGCUGAUUUUGUGGUCGUAAGAGCAUUAUUAGUAAUAUAUAAUUGCUAAUUUUGAGUUUAAUGUAUGUGUCUGCGAUCUCAAGAAGACAGAAAAAUCAUUUCAUCUUUGCACUACGCAUUUCAUCCAAAAUGGCAGCGGCGUGCGUGUAGCGUUCUACCGCGGCCACUACAGGAUGCCGUGGCAAGUCCUUUUGCCACUGUGACACUCAACUUUUCGCCGGGGCUCUGCCUUCUUGGCUUCUCCGCUGUGUUGCUUCCAGCAUGCUAGUGGGCUAGUGGAGAUGAAAUGAGAGAAAGUUGGGUAUAGGUGCGAUAACUGUAGUUAAAGGAUUCGAAAAACUUUUGCAGCAUGAGAUUCAUAGAAUGACCUACUUUAAUAGUGAAGCCAUUCUAUGAUUAGUUAAAGAAGUGUUUCAGGGCCCCUUUAAGGGGACACUAGAGAGAGAACACUGGAUCAAUUUAGAUUGAUAAAGUAUUCUUUCAAACAUCUAGGUAUGUUCAAUACUUUCGUGGUAAGAGGCUUAUAAGUAGGAGAGAUAAUGAAGGCAAUACUUCCAUUUUUCGAAUUUCGGGCCGAUACCCCAUCGCCAUUAAAUCAGUGUGAUGUGACGGAAUAUAUUUUCUAGUACUUUGGCCAUUGUAUAGUGCAGUAAAAUGUUUCAGAACUUUCCAAGUUCACGGCGUCAUAGCGAGUUGCUGUGGGAAUUUUGAGGUGGCGUUGCCACCCAUCUUUUAUUUCUGCGUCUUUUCUGGUGUGUUAUCCCUCCUCUCAAACUAAGGGUCUUGUGUUCUUCCCCCCCCCCCCCUCCCACCCCCAUUGUAGAAGGGUAAUGUAUUAAUACAGCUCAAAUUAUUUUUCUCUUUAGUGUCCCUUUAAUGUAGGAAGUCGUGAAGAACAUGCAUUGUUGACUAAUCAUUUCAAGAACUGUAAUUACCACCAGUCAUUGUUUUCUAGUCGUGAUGUUAUUCCUAUAUUUUAGAAAAUAAAGCACUACUUUUUCUGCCUAACUGUCAUUGUUUUCUAGUUGUGAUGUUCUUCCUCUAUUUUUGAAAAUAAAGCACUAAUCUUG